UGGUGGUGGUGUUGGUGUCUCAGUAUCGCUGCUGCUGCUGCUGCUUUAAUGGAUGUGGAUGGUGUGUUGUUGUGUUCGGGACGUUUAAAACAAGGUUAAAGAGCGGAGAGCCGGGUGUCAGCGGGUCGGGCGGGUUCGGGCAGCGGUUCUGGCUCGGUUCGGCUGUGUGUUCGGGGCUGUGUGAGGAGUUUUAGCCCGCUGUGUGAGUGUGGAGGAGGAGGAGGAGAGGGCGCUGAGCUGCUGCUGCUGCUGUUGCUGGUUCUGUUGUGGUGGUUGUUGUUGUUGUUGUUGUUAGCUAGUUAUAGUUAGCUUAGUUAGCUGAGCUGGCUUGGCUGAGCUGGUUGAUCUGAACUCCAGCUGCUCUAAAGGCUGAUUUAAGCGAGUUCUGAGCCUCUGAAUCAGACACUCUGAAUGUAUCUGCCGUUACUGGACCGGGUUCCUGCCUUUAAGUCGUGUUAUUGCGGGCUGAGGACGGGUUUAAAGCUGGUAAUCUGUAGGACAGAGAGCCCUGGAGGAAGUGACUUAAGCUGUUUAGUGAGUUAGUUGGAAGUUUAACUCAGGAUGAGUAGAAAACACCAGCAUUUUAAAGGAGCUGAAGUGAGCUGCUGUGUGAAAUACUUUCUAUUCGGAUUCAACAUCAUAUUCUGGUUGCUGGGAGCGGCGUUCCUGGGUAUUGGACUCUGGGCAUGGGCUGAAAAGGGAGUGCUGUCCAACAUCUCGUCCAUCACAGACCUGGGCGGAUUCGACCCCGUGUGGCUCUUCAUUGUGGUGGGAGGGGUCAUGUUCAUCCUGGGCUUCGCCGGCUGCAUCGGGGCGCUCCGCGAAAACACAGUCCUGCUCAAAUUCUUUUCAGUUUUCUUAGGGCUCAUCUUUUUCUUGGAGCUGACCGCUGGAAUCCUGGCCUUCGUUUUUAAGGACUGGAUCAAAGACCAGCUCAACUUCUUCAUCAACAACAACGUCAAAGCGUACCGGGACGACAUUGACCUGCAGAACCUCAUCGAUUUCGCCCAGGAAUAUUGGUUAUGCUGUGGUGCCCACGGGCCAAACGACUGGAACCUGAACAUCUACUUCAACUGCACGGAGCUGAACCCCAGCCGAGAGCGCUGCGGAGUGCCUUUCUCCUGCUGCGUCAAAGACCCUGCUGGAGAUGUCCUAAACACACAGUGUGGAUAUGAUGUACGGCUUCAAGGAGAGCUGGCUCAGCAGGAGUUUAUCUACACUAAGGGCUGCGUGGGUCAGUUUGAGAAGUGGCUGCAGGAGAAUCUGAUCGUGGUGGCUGGAAUCUUCGUGGGUAUUGCACUAUUACAGAUCUUUGGCAUCUGUCUGGCCCAGAACCUCGUGAGUGAUAUCAAAGCGGUGAAAGCGAACUGGUGACCCGCGGCUGGCCUGGAGAGGAGAAGCCGGGCUCUGCGGGCGACGUUCGGGACCUGUGUGUCGCGUGGGUGGCGAAAGAGCACUGUUUACACGCCCACAGAGUGGAACCCCCUCUCACAGCUGUUCUCUGGAGCUUUAUGUAAGCUGAUGUUACAGAAAUAGUGACAUUCUGUCUCUCUCUCUCUCUCUCUCUUUCUGUCUCUCUCUCUGUUCGUCUGUCUGUUUGUUUCUUUCUGUCUCUGUCUUUCCAUAUAUCUUUUUAUUUUAUUCUCCCACCACUAUAUUUGUUUUUGGUGGGUUUUUUUUUUUUUUUUUUUUUUUUUUUAAAUAUGCAAGCUCCUACAGAGAGAGCUCCUGUAUGGAAACGAAAUGAAACGAAACGAAAGGCGACGGACGUGGAGCCAUGUUACAGUCCACGUUAACCACUCUGCACAUUCUUAAAAAAAAACUCUUCAAUAGCCACUAAUCCUCCUUCCAUCAAUCAACCUGUGGAGAACCGUCCUGGUCCUAUGCACCUGCAGAAGACAAUUUAAAGCUCCAUUGGACUUUUAAGGCUUAAACAAUGGAGCUGUACCAGGCCUUACUGCAAUGCACGUCAUUGGGAGGAGGUGAAGUUAUAUAAUAAUCCAGCAUUUACCUGUUCUUCUGGCUGUCAGUCACGUUGAUUGACAGGUGGACGGAUGGAUCUUUGACCUUUGACCUUCGACGCUGACUGGACUUCUGUUACACAGAGCCGUCCAGCCUGGAGUCUUUGUACUUGAAAACUGACACAAUGCAUUUAUUAUGUUUGCAACUUCUACCACUACACUUGGAGAGACGGAGCAGGUGGACGAUGCUGUUGUUGUCGUUGUGUUGUUGUUAUUUGUACAGCUAUGCGUUUUUGCUCGAUUUUUACGUCUAUUAAUUGUCGUUUGUUUGAUUGUUUCAUUUUCAGCCAGCGAGGAGAGAUUUCUUAGCUAAUAUCCAACGAGUCUUGCUUCAGAUAUAUAUAUAAAAAUAUAUAUUUUUCUUUGUAUUUUAUUUUAUUUUUAUUUUUUGUUUUGGCUAGAAAAUAUAAUAAUAAUAAUACUUAUAUUAAUAAUAAUAGUGAUAUGCUCUAACUUCGUCUGACACAUUAAACGAGUCCUGUUGCGACAUAAACGAUGCUGCUUUGACUCUUAAAGAUUAGUAGACUGCUAAUGCUAACCCAGAGUAAUCUACACUAAACCCGAACAGAGAGUCCACUGAAAUAACUACAGCCCCAGAGCCACCUUUUACACCAUGUUCAUCACUUUAAUUACUGCUGCCUGCCCUGCUUAUCAUCACACAUGGAUGUUCAUGCAUGCACACACAAACACACACACACAAAUUAACCAUACAUUCAUGAAUGCAUCUGCACACACACACACCUGAGCCCAUGUUUGGGAGGCAUCUGAGCAUAAUAUUGCAUAAUGAAACCCUGAGUUACCUCACUUUAUAAAAAAAGUCUGUAAUAACUGUGUAGUUACACAUUAACAAUCCAUGUAAUAACAGUGUAACUACUGGUAAAGUGCAUAUUGAUACAGAUUAAUUAAUUAAUAAGUUGCACAGGUUAAGUAAUUAUACAUGUUCUAUAUAUCAGUCUUAGUUAGACAUAGCAGAAUAUUGUGUCCAUCUUCCCAUGAUAAAAUACCUCACAAGCUGUUGGAGAAAAGGACAUUUACACACAUACGCAUGUAAAAAAAAAUACAUUCACUCUAUUUACAUACCGUAUUUUUUGGCACUUUAAGGCAAACGUUUAUUUUAUGGUAUAUUUUCAUGCAUAAGGUGCACCGAAUAAUAAGAUGCAUUAUGCGACACUAGUAAGGAACAAGGGUGUCGCCAUGUUUUCCUUCUAAUUCAUCAGGUCUCAAUCUUUACUCACUGAAAACUGUUUAUUUGGGUAAGUAAAGAGCAUUCGUUUAUUUAUAGUAAGCUUAGAUUUCCAGAUAUCCACUAAGGCUGGGUGCAGCAGCAUUAGCGGCUAAAUCUUAGCGGCUAAUUGCUAGCGCUAGCUGCGGUUAGCGACUUAUGCUGCUCUACACUGAUGAACCCUGUGUGUUCCGGUAAGCCAGGGUGAUAUUAGCUAGCGGUUUGUCCCACGUAGCUUGUUUUAACAUGGUGAACACACAGACUACAGUCCGAAAUACUCGCCUCUGAAUGGCGAAAGGGCUAGCGCUUUGCACGGUUAGUGGCUAAUGCUAAUGCUGCUCCAGCAGGGCUAGCUGGGAUUAGCAGCAGGCUACAUUCCGAUUACACUCACCUCUGAAUGGCAAAAGAGCUAGAACUUAACAUGCUUAAUGGCUAAUGCUAAUAAUGCUGGAGAACUAAACUGAAACUCCUGUAUAACUCUGUACUUCAGCUACAUGAGAGUGGUUUUACUGCUCCUUAAUACCUGACUGGUAGAAUUCAUACGGAAGGCGCACCGGAUUAUAAAAUGCACUGAUGAUUUUUGAGAAAAUUAAAGGAUUUUAAGUGCACCUUAUAGUGUGAAAAAUAUGAGAAUUGAGAGACACAAACGAUUAUUUAACCUAUACAUCUGUAGUAAAGCUGUAUCAGUAGGUACUUCACCAGUAAUUACAGUGUACAUGGAUUGUUAAUGUAUAACUGCAGAGUUAAGUUUGGCAGAGUUUACUACAUUACUGUUUUAAAAAAACUUAAAAAUUGUAGAUCCUCUUGAAGCUAUUUUAAAACCCAGUUCAUACUCAAAUCAAAUCAGAUUUAUUGUCACAUCACAGACUACAGGUGUACAGGCGAGUAAACUACAAUUAACAUAACAAUAUGCAUAAUAACUUACACUAUAUACAUGUUAUUGCACUGUGGAUGUGAGUUAACUAUAACUGAAUAUGUUAAUAUUACAGUGCUAUAUAUAUAUAUAUAUAUAUAUAUAUAUAUAUAUAUAUGUGUGUGUGUGUGCAAGCAAUUACUCCAUUUGUAAUCUGUACUAAAUGUGUAAUACAAUAAGGCCUAAAAAUAGUGAAGCUUAUUAGUAGAAUGGAUAUUAAUAAUAUGCAUCAUUAACAUUAAAACUAAUCACUGCCAAAUCAUUGUGAAGUUCAAUUUUAACUAUUUGUUUUUAAAACAAAUUGUGUUGUGUUGAUUUUCGUAUGUAUAACAAAAAAGUUGACACAGAAUAACUAAACAAGAUCAGCUCAUCUAAAGCUAGAGCACACUAAGAACAUCAACUGUCCAAACAUCUCCUCCAAUGUGACAAAUAAUCCCUCCAUUCACAGCCUUUUUAAAUCAAUUAAUAAACAAUCUGUAGUCCCUUUACACCCUGUACUCAUCAUACAGCAAAUAUACACAUAAAUAUACACAUAUAGGAACUUUUUAGGUAAAACAGACUCUCAGCUACAAAACAUAGACCAGCUUUAAUCUCUCUAAGGCAGCUAUAAUGUACAGGUAUUUGUGUGAUCAACUGUGAAUGAUGAUACAGCUGAUGAUGAGGAAGGGUCCAAAUUCAUUUAACAAUUCAUGUGUUCACUACUGGUUAGUUAAACAGUUCACACCAAGAAUUACUAAAUACAGCGCUUUUAGCCGAUGCCCCCAACAGGCUUACAGUGCUAGUGAUAGGGGCAUAGCCCUGCCCAUGCAAAAAAAAUCUCUAUUUUUACACCAUUAACAAGCUCAAAGUAGCUCCACACUUCAUUGGUAGAUUGCACAGAUUUUUCUGCUUAUACACACAGUACCUUCAGGUAGUUUUCCAGGAACCGCACUCAAAAUUAAAUCACGAUAAUUCGACUUAUGAGCACAAAACAAUGGAUUUUCAAUGGAUUUAGAAUAUUUUUUGCGCUAUAAGGCGCAUUUUGUAAAAAUGUAAAAUGUGACUUUGGUAAGGAACAGAGGUGUAGCCAUGUUUUCCUUCUAAUUUAGCAGGUCUGUAAACCUGUAAAGCUAAGCUAAGUUAAGUAAGCAAAACUAUAAUUCUUAAAAAAAAUAAAAAAUAAAAAAAUCAGACAAGUCAUACAAGUGCUGGAUGUUAAUAUACACCGAUUUUUCUCUUUAUUUUGGUAAGCUUUACAGUAAGCUUACAAUCCCAGCUAGCGCUUAGCGCUGUUAGCAGGUAAAGCUAAUGCUGUUCCAGCAGUGCUAGCCGGAGUUAGCAGCAGGCUGAUAUGCUGAUAAUACUUACCUCUAAACGGCCAAAGAACUAGCGUAUAGCGCGGUUAGCAGAUAAUGCUAAUACUGCUGGAGAACUAAACUGAAACUCCUGUAUAACUCUGUACUUCAGCAGAGUGGGCUUACUGCUCCUUAAUACCUGACUGGUAGAUUUCAUAUUAAUUUUUUGAAGAAAAUUAAAGGAUUUAAGGUGUGCCUUAUAGUGUAGAAAAUAUGGUAGUUUUGCAUUCUGUUCUCAUAACAUAUAUAUAUUCGAUCAGUCUUAAAUAUCAAAAAUGUGGAGCUACUUUGAGUUUGUCAAUGGUCUAAAAGUAGUCAAUUCUUUGAAUAGGAAACUCUAAGCCCCCAUCACUAGCACUGUAAGCCUGUUGGGAGCAUCGACUAAAAGUGCUGUAUUUACAACCCAAGUCGAGUCACACCAGAUUUCUCCUUUAAGGCUUAAAUCUAAGCUCUUUAAACUUAACACUGAUUUUACUGCUUUAGAAACAAUCCACAAAAAAAACACACACACACAUUUUACUAUUGAAUGAUUGAGUUUGAACUGGAAUCUUCUGUGAAGAUGGGCUUCAGUGUGGUCUCCAUAUUGCUGUCCAGAUCUCAAACAACACCCAAGAACACAAUUCCUAACGUGUGUGUGUAAUAUGUGUGUGUGUGUGCAUGAACUUUGCCCAUCGACAGUUUUGUAACAUCUAGUUUUCUCACUUAUUUGAAGCCUAAUCCAUAAAAAAACAGCAGCAAAACCGAAGAAAGCACUUUCAGGUGUUUACUCACCUUCAGGCCAAACGAGUGUACUACAGCUUUUGGAAAAUAAAAUCUCUGCAGGUAAAAAAUCUAAAAGAAGCUAAAGAGAAGGCUGGGUGAAGCCACACUUGUGACGUAUCUGUGCUGUUGUGAUUCCUGCCAGCGACGCUAAAGGACCUGUGUAUAUAUAUUCUCAGGCAUUUCUGCAGGGUUUCUCUCUCUAGAGCCAUGGAUGAUGAUGUGAUGCUGAUGAAGGGUGGAAUAGACUCCAGUAGAGUGUUGGAGUCGUGGACGUAAGUGCCGUGUAUGUGUAGAGUUUUAUUAACAUGGCUGCAUGUCGCCAGUCUCUCUGUGAGGGAGUUCAAUAUCAUGCAUGUAAAACCUCUUCUGUUACCAGUCUGUUACAACUAGGGGUGUACCAGUCAGAGUUUAUGGCCUAUUGAAAUAUUUCUUCCCAUCCGCUCACUAGAAAUCUUCGUAUUACUCCAUAUAGUUUAUUUAACCAGGAGGAUAUAGAACAGAGGUCAUCAAUGUGGCCAACAAGCAUGAAACAUCUGGCCUGUGAGGUUGUCUGAACUAAAAUGAAAUGCCUCUCUGGAGAGCUUUUGUUUACAUGCCUCCCCUGUCUCUCUCUCUGUCGCGCUCGGCGUGACUUUAGUUUCCACCCUCCCUCUUUUUUAUUCUUGUUCUUGGGCUCCCUAUCUCUUUUUAUGGGCAUUUUUUUCCUGGCCGUGUCCCAAUUGACUAGCCAAGGCAACUGUAGUGUAUUAGACCACAACCCUGACGACACGGGUUCGAUCCCGCAUAAAGAGUGGCGUAAUUAUUUCUUUUUUUAUUCCUUUUUUCUUGGGUUUACCUGCUUUGAGAUCAACUGUUCUGCAAUUGGGUUCAACAACCAUCUGGGCUGGAGAGCUACUAGUCUGUAGCACUCCAUCCCAUUACACUUCAUUUUACAAAACAGAUUUUUUUGUGGCCUCAAAGAAGAUGCCUCCUAAUGUGAAUUUCUGUAAUUUCUGAAUUUCCGUUCCGCACGUCUGUCCUUUUGUGUGGGAUAUCAGACAUUCUGUGUGACUGAGUUUACUUUUGUUGUUGUUUUUAUUGAAGUGCAUUGCUCUUUUGGAUCAGAGGCUCUUUGGCUGCCAGAUCAGAACCGCGUUCCGAUGAUUGAUGUUUAAACCAUCAAACCUCUGGAUUUUCCAGAAGCCUUUUUGGGACAUCUGGGAUUUUGAAAGCACAUCUACACCUGUGGGGAUUCAGUUACACUGCUAAAUAAAGGUGCCAAAGGGGUUCUUUGGAACGAUGCUAAAGAAGAACCACUUUUGUUUUUUAUUUUCUGUUGAGUAUUUCAAAGAACCCGUAAACAGAUUUUUUACUUAACAUAUUGAGAAAGAGCAAAACUUGUUAAAAGACCACUACGUUAAAAAAGAAAACCUUUAGAUUUUGUUUUAUAAAGAUCACUUCAGUAGAGUUCUCUUCCCAUUCAAAGGUUGGUUGGUGUUCCCUAAAGAGCCUUCCAGUAGAGUUUUCUUUGAGUUCUAGUUGAAUUGUGUUUCCCUAAAGAGCCUUCCAGUAGAGUUUUCUUUGAGUUCUAGUUGGUUGGUGUUCCCUAAAGAGCCUUCCAGUAGAGUUUUCUUUGAGUUCUAGUUGGAUGGUGUUCCAUAAAGAGACUUCCAGUUGAGUUGUCCUUAGGCUCUAGUUGGUUGAUGUUCUCCAAAGGGACGUUCAGUUGAGUUUAAUAAACCACUAUUCUAAGUUUUUUAUUCUUACAGCACUUUGGGAGAAAACAAAAAAUUUAAUUAUCUAGUGAUGAAGAACCAUAAGAUGGUGUCCCUAAAAAGUUAUAUUUUAAAAUGUUGUAUUGUGUUCCCUUGAAGAACCUGGGUUCUUUAAAUUACUAAACUUUUAAAGGUUGAAUGGAGUUUCCUAAUGCCAGGUCCACACUACAUUACCUUUUGAGUCUGUUCACACUACACGACUGGUCCUUCAGUUGUUAAAACUUUUACACUACAUGACUGAUUGAUUGGCGACACAGGGUUUACACAAAUGACACAAUUUCUUGCUCUGAGAAAUCGCAGACUCAUCCGGCUAGCUAAACCCAUAGUUCUCUCUUUCUUUGUAAUUCCAUUGGCAGUAUGUAGCCCCUGCUCCUCACUCCCAGUCACCGACUGAGUCAGAUAUCUAGCAUGCCAAGUAUUUGCAAGGUGGCUCAGACUGGUCAGCAAUCAGUUGGCGGCGGCUCGGAGAGCUUCUCAAGCUUCCAAGCAGAGUUUUUGUCGCCGAUCGAAAAAACUGGACUAGUCAUGUAGUGUGAACCUGGCAUAAAUCAGUGGGUACCUCCAGAAAGUUAAGAUUUUUAAUCCAGCCCAAUUCUCAACAGAUAAAGCAAACGAAAAUGACCAAGUCCAUAUCUUAUUGAGUUAUUUGAAGAAACUAAUUUUUAGAGGUUGAGGGGUGUUCUCUAAAAAGAAACACCUGUUUCAGGCAGAAAAGAAAGGCGAGUUCUUGAAGACUGGUACCAGAUGGCCAGUAUCUUUACUUAAAACUUGUGGAGAAAGUGCAACAAAAUGUGGGUCUUCUAGAUGUCCCUGGGGGCCAAUUUGAGAACCACCAGGCAAAAGAAAAAUUUUAAUAUGGGUCCCUAUUGAUUUGAAGAACUUUACUCUCAAGGGGCUUUUCAGGUAACCACAAGAACAUCUGAGAACACCAUGGAGCAUUUGAAUGGAAGGUGGUUCUUUUAAAGGAUCAUGUAGUGGAUUUAUUUAGUAAAUCAUCCAUUCAGUGGAUCUUCUGGUUGUGUCAGUCUAACGAACCCAUUUUGGCACUGAUAUCGUUUAUCUACAGGGGUUGGACAACGAAACUGAAACACCCGUCAUUUUAGUGUGGGAGGUUUCAUGGCUAAAUUGGAGAUUGAAGGUUCAAUUAGCAGGGUAAGAGCACAGUUUUACUCUAAAUAUUGCAAUGCACACAACAUUAUGGGUGACAUACCAGAGUUCAAAAGAGGACAAAUUGUUGGUGCACGUCUUGCUGACGCAUCUGUGACCAAGACAGCAAGUCUUUGUGAUGCAUCAAGAGCCACGGUAUCCAGGGUAAUGUCAGCACACCACCAAGAAGGAGCAACCACAUUCAACAGGAUUAACUGUGGACGCUGUAAGAGGAAGCUGUCUGAAAGGGAUGUUCGGGUGCUAACCCGGAUUGUAUCCAAAAAACAUAAAACCACGGCUGAUCAAAUCACGCAGAAUUCAAUGUGCACCUCAACUCUCCUGUUUCCACCAGAACUGUCCGUCACCACAAUAAAUUAUUGUGGUCUAAAACCAGGUGUUUCAGUUUCAUUCUCCAACCCCUGUACAUGUAAACUCUGUCAUUUACACUACAUAUAUCUACAUACAUGAACACAGCUCUCCUGUUUAAGGUCAGUACGAUGUUGGAAUGACUAAAAAACUGAUAAAUGCACAUCAGGAGUGUUCUGGAGCAGAUAGUGUUUGUUUAAAGGUGAUUUAAAGGUUCUGCUGAAUGUUCUUCUCCUGCCGUAACUCUCGUCACUUUGCAGCGGUUUGAAUGAGAAAGUUGAAAGCCUUUAAAAUGUUUGUUUACAUCUCCCCCUGUUAGUUUUCACACGGACAGUUCAGACAGCCCCGUUUAUCACGCUGAUAAGCAAUUAAACUAAUUGCAACCUAUUAGCAUUAUGCAAAUUGUGCUAAAAUUGCCAUAAUGCUAAUUGGUCCCAAUUAGCUUUCAUUGGCUGUUAGCUGUGUUAGCGGUUGUGAUCUGACUGCUCUUUCUACAUUCCCCCCCCCCCCCCCUUUUUUUUAUUUGAUGAAUUCAGAAGUGUCCUGAUUGAAAGUUGAGAGUCUACCUCAUCGUGUAGCAAAUCCCAGUCUCAUAUCCGAGUGUUACAUUCCCCCGUUUACACACACAUUCAGUGUUUAAUCAGUUUAGCUUGAAAGCAAUCAGAAAAUAGAUUCAUCAGCAGACUCAGUAGAUGUUUAUAGACUUGGAUCGUUUAUAUCAAUGACUGUAGAAAACAUGGACACUGUGGUUGUGUUUCCUUUCUUCAGUAGAAAUUAAGCCCAAAUUAUGUUCCAUAUUGUCAAAUUUAAAAUUUGAGUCUUAAGUGCUUUAGAGAGCAGAGUAAGGGAGGGCGAUAUGGCCAUAAAAUAAUAUCACGAUAUUUCAUGGUAUUUCCGCAGUAAUGAAACUCUUGCCGAUAUCACAAAACACUGAAUUAAAAAAAUAUAUAUUUUUCAAGAAUACACUACUGCAACAAAAUUAAAAUUACAUUUUAUUAUUGCAUACAAUAUGAUUAAUUCAGGAGACAUUGCACUGUCCAUGCUUUUCUACAGUCAAUGGUUCAUACAGCUCUGGAAAAAACUAAGAGACCAAUUAAAAAUGAGGAGUUUCUUUGAUUUUAUCAAAUUGAAAUCCUCCUGAAUAUAAUCAAGAGGAAGAUGGAUGAUCACAAGCCAUCAAACCAAACUGAACUGCUUGAAUUGUUGCACCAGGAGUAAAGGCAUAAAGUUAUCCAAAAGCAGUGUGUAAGACUGGUGGAGGAGAACAUGCCAAGAUGCAUAUUGAGAACUGUGAUUAAAAACCAGGGUUAUUCCACCAAAUGAAUAUGAAUAUGAACUUGUUUUCUUUGCAUAAUUUGAGGUCUUUCGGAUAUUUCUCAUUUUCUGCAAAUAAAUGCUCUAAAUGACAAUAUUUUUAUUUGGAAUUUGGGAGAAAUGUUGUCUGUAGUUUAUAGAAUAAAACAACAAUGUUCAUUUUACUCAAACAUAAACCUAUAAAUAGCAGAAUCAGAGAAACCGAAGUGGACUGAUUUUUUUCCAGAGCUGUAGAUACAGUAUGUUAAAUGCAGAUGAUGCCAUUUUGAGUUAGCAGUGUUAGCCGUGUUAGAAAUGUAAGCAGUUAACAGUUUUAUACAGAUUUUGCCAGGUUUUGAUAGUGUAUAGUCCUUAUUUGGGUAGAUUUCCGGUCACAAGAACCAGAUUUUAGUAAUAUUUAGUGAUAUUCAUUGAUAUUUAGGUCACAUGGCCACUCAAACUGAGGAAGCUAGCUUGCUUCUUGCUACCAUAUUUUUAAAUCAAGCCAUACUGCAUAGAUGUUAGCAUUGUUAGCAUAGCCCAAAGUGAUUAGCCAGGGUCGUUGGGGCACUCCAGCGACAGUUUAGGCUUAGGAAGUUAGUUACGUGAGCUAAACUUGGGUUUAACUGAAGGUCACAUAAUCAAAGGUUCUUCAGACUGAGCUCUGGAUGAGCUUGAUUUGGAGUUUAGCCGUUGAAGCUGAAGCGUGUGCUUCAGAGUAGAGCCCUUACACUUACUAUUAGCGUUCCUCUCCCUCUCUGUGAUUGUACUAAUCCAAUGUAGUCAUCAUGCCUUUUGGAAAUUAUGAGGGAAUCAAUCUCUCUCUCUCUCUCUCUCUCUCUCUCUCUCUCUCUCUCUCUUUCUUUUUCUCUCUCUCUCUCUCUCUCUCUCUCUCUCUCUGAAUAAAUAAGAGUAUAAUUUAAAACAGUAGAAAUGAUCUUAUCGAUAUAUGCCUCUGCUUUAAUCAGAGGUCUUCUCAUCUUAUUUGUAACUUGUCUUUUUUAUUUUUAAAAGCAUCUCUUUAUUACAUUCUCAACAUGACUUGAUUGUGGGACAUGGUCUGUUACACUGUAUAAUAUGUUAUGAAAUAUGCUUCUUUUUCAUAUUAAAUAAAAAUGAUUUAUGACCUUUGAAAAAUGA
Messenger RNA from Astyanax mexicanus (Mexican tetra), 11951 nucleotides. It is a transcript of the gene tspan17, whose product is annotated as tetraspanin 17. Gene Ontology annotation, biological process: protein maturation; protein localization to plasma membrane; regulation of vascular endothelial growth factor signaling pathway. The record is from RefSeq and is a predicted model, not a curated record. NCBI's taxonomy places the organism in Eukaryota, Metazoa, Chordata, Actinopteri, Characiformes, Acestrorhamphidae. Bases 562 to 1374 code for a protein of 270 amino acids. The transcript has 9 exons. Gene Ontology annotation, cellular component: membrane.